AUGGACUCCCCCAUCACCUCUGUGGAGUCCUAUCGUUUCCUGGGCACCACCAUCACCCAGGACCUCAAGUGGGAGCCGACCAUCAGCUCCCUCAUCAAGAAGGCCCAGCAGAGGAUGUACUUCCUGCGGCAGCUCAGGAAAGCCAAGCUGCCUGCACAGAUGUUGGUGCAGUUCUACACGGCCAUCAUCGAGUCCAUCCUCACCUCCUCCAUCACCCUGUGGUUCACUGGAGCCACAGUGCUGGAGUACGUGGGCAAAGGGAAGAGCAUCAUGGACGUGGGUUUGGCUCAAGCGCGCCUCCCACUGUCCACUCGUUGUCAUUACUACGAGGUGGAAAUCGUGGACGCAGGAGAGAAAUGCUACAUCGCUCUGGGGCUGGCGCGACGAGACUACCCCAAGAACAGACAUCCGGGCUGGAGCAGGGGGUCAGUGGCAUACCACGCAGACGAUGGUAAACUUUUCCAUGGCAGCGGAGUGGGAGAUGCAUUUGGACCUCGUUGCUUUAAAGGCGACAUCAUGGGCUGCGGCAUCAUGUUCCCUCGAGACUAUAUCCUGCAAGAGCAUGCUGAAGCAGACGACCUGGAGCCUGUCACUGUCCAAAACAUUCUUUACAUGAACGAAGAAGAAGAGGAGGUGGAAGAGCUCGAGCCAGGCCAGCAGCUCACCAGGGUCACAGUCUUUUUCACCAGGAACGGGAAGCUGAUGGGGCGCAGGGAGAUGGCGCUGCCCCCAGGGGGUCUGUACCCGACCGUGGGCAUGCUGAGCUGUGGAGAGAAGGUGAAGGUGGAUCUGCACCCGCUCAGUGGGUGA
Molecule: messenger RNA, 810 nt
Organism: Knipowitschia caucasica
Lineage: Eukaryota; Metazoa; Chordata; Actinopteri; Gobiiformes; Gobiidae
Source: the annotation of a GenBank genome assembly